AUGAUCGUGGCCACUUGCCCUCGUCUGAUCAUAUCCGUGCCGGUUGAUACGGCCACGGCGGACUCGCUCAUCAUCAUCGACGAGCUCGGACGCGGUACCUCGACGUACGAUGGCUUUGGCCUGGCGUGGGCGAUCAGCGAGUGGAUCGCCACCAAUGUGCGCUGCAAGUGUCUAUUUGCCACGCACUUCCACGAGCUAACCAACCUGGCGAGCCAGCAGGCGCACGUGCGGACGGCCUGCACAAUCUGCGGAAACGUAAGGCCAACGCUCUCGACGGGCCCUCGCGGUGGUCGCUAG
Molecule: messenger RNA, 297 nt
Organism: Moesziomyces antarcticus
Lineage: Eukaryota; Fungi; Basidiomycota; Ustilaginomycetes; Ustilaginales; Ustilaginaceae
Exons: 2
Coding region: 1-297 (98 amino acids)
Biological process (GO): mismatch repair; mitotic recombination
Cellular component (GO): nucleus; MutSalpha complex
Molecular function (GO): ATP-dependent DNA damage sensor activity; mismatched DNA binding; ATP binding
Source: RefSeq, a predicted model, not a curated record